AUGCAAGAUAUGCAAUAAAAGCAUCAUCUUGACUGCAUCACUUUGGAUGAUGUAAAAAAUGCAAUACUUCCCUAUCACGCAGUUUCGAUGCACCAGGAAGACAUUGAUAAUGCAGCUAAAAAAGAAAAGAAUCCGGUGAUAAAGCGAAACAAAACCAUCCCCGCAAAACGAGCUAAGCGAACCGAUCCCAAUUCCUCUGACAAUGGAUCCUGUGCUCUUGACAUUUCCAAUACUAAAUGUCUUGUUUCUUCUAGCUCUCGAAGAAAGCUAGUUUCUGUCAUUAAACCUGAUGAAGAAGAACCCACUGUACUACAACCAACUUUAAAGAAGCCAAUUAAGAUUAAUAUUCGUAAUAACGUAGCGAAUUCAGCCAAGAAAGCUUCUUUCAACCGCGAAGGGUCUUCCUCUUCUUCUGAUUCCCACCCUUCGAUGAAGCAAUGCAGCUCAGUUGAGGACGUAUCUGAGCCACUUUUAAUGCCUCGCAAGGGUUUAAUGGAAAUACUUUUAGAGGAGUCUGCUCUUUUUUCCGGUUCUCGCAAACCAUCAAGUGAAAGUGGCCAUGUUGGUUUAUUUGGAUCUAAUAGAUCUCGGGAUACUCUUAGUUCAGACUUAAGGGAUGUAGAAUUAAGACCUUUCUCAUAUCCCUCGACGCCUUCCCUUUCCCCCAUUUGUCAAGACCAAUCGGUUCUUGAUUCUGAAGAGCCUUCUGUUACCAGUUCGGAAAGACCAGUACGUCCUGCCUCCAAUUCCUUUGCA
Messenger RNA from Protopolystoma xenopodis, 756 nucleotides. The record is from the annotation of a GenBank genome assembly. NCBI's taxonomy places the organism in Eukaryota, Metazoa, Platyhelminthes, Monogenea, Polystomatidea, Polystomatidae.